Molecule: messenger RNA, 492 nt
Organism: Peronospora matthiolae
Lineage: Eukaryota; Oomycota; Peronosporomycetes; Peronosporales; Peronosporaceae
Source: the annotation of a GenBank genome assembly
AUGGAGGACGAGGGGACGUGGCGAUCUGCUUGUUGCGCAGCCCUCCCCAAGAGCUACGAGAACGUCGUUCUCAACUUGGAGAUGAGCAGCGCGGAACUGCGAUCGCGAGACGUCGUGAGAGUGCUCACGAAUGAGCACAUCAAGAGGCAAGGUGACAAGACGGACAUCGUGUACAUACUGCGGAAAAUUGGGGCACACGGCGGAGCGGUGCUGGACCAAGCAGAAGGACGAGAAUCAAGGUGGAGCUCGACGCGGCGGCAACAAUGCUCGUGGACUGGAGCCAACAACGUUCAGUGGCGAACCAACAGCAACUACGACGACAACUGCGAUCGAGUUGCGUUCGCGGUUUCGCUGGAGGCCGGACUUUCGACGGGCAAGAAUAUGCCAGGGAUGUGGGCAGUCGACAGCGGUGCGACGCAUCACAUCUGCAACGACAAGGCCAAGUUUGCAAGCCUGAAUGAGCGAGAGGGAAGGCGAACUAUCAGUGGCUGA